Molecule: messenger RNA, 4563 nt
Organism: Rhipicephalus sanguineus (brown dog tick)
Lineage: Eukaryota; Metazoa; Arthropoda; Arachnida; Ixodida; Ixodidae
Exons: 12
Coding region: 247-2607 (786 amino acids)
Source: RefSeq, a predicted model, not a curated record
GUGUAGGGUGUUCUCUGGAGGUGCUCUACUGUACUUUCGCUAGUUUCCGUCGGCCUGCGUCGGCUGUGGUCGUCUUGGUCGUCUCGCUGGUCUCGCCGCCGUUGUGUGCUGUGCGGUACCAGCGGUGCAGCAGGUGCCAAUGAGAGGAUGAACUCGUGCGCUUUUUGCUGUAAUCAAAAUUCUAUGGCUUGAGCUGGCAAGCUUUUCGACGACUGUUACUGUUGGAGGAGCUGGCAUCGUACUACGAUGGAUGUAUCCGGCCAAAGCGAUCUUCCCGGAGACUGGACGUUUAUGCCGUCUGAGGGCGAAUUGAUGGAUGCUCCAGCCUCAAGAGUGGAAGAAGGAAACCGUGUCGAAGAUUUGCCAUUAGAUGAAAAUGCCACCAACGUCAGCCGGGAGAAGGCCAUGGACAAGGAGGACAACAAGAAGGAACAGGAUGCUGAACUUGGUGGGGACAGGGAUGCCAGUGCUGGAAGCCGAGACAGUGACAUCGACAUUAUUGAUGAUGACACCGACCAUAGUAUCGAAUCACUGAGCUCUUCUGCCAUAGGAAAUACAUCAGCGUCACUCAUGGGCUUCAGUGAGAUAUCUGCAGGUACUGCAAGCUCCUAUGGCAACCAGGAGGUACCAUGUGGCUCGGAUUGGAUGGAUGCAGCUUCUGUGGCAUCUGAUGCCUCUUUGCCAUCAGGACUGGAGAUGCGGUCUGGAGUGCGCCGUUACAAGCACGUGCCAAACACUCGGCUCAACUGGGCUCUUACAGCCAUGGCUGCUCUUGUGGCGGUUGCUGCUGUUGCAUUUGGCAUGGGCCACUAUUUUGGUUGGUAUGUCCAGUCCCUUCAGCGACAAGAAUUGUCUCAAGGCCAAAUGCAGCAGCUCAAGGCACUUCAGGAAGAGCUUGUGAAAUGCAUGCAUCAGCAAAACAAAGAGACGCCUCCAAAGGACGCGCCGUUCCCCAAUACACAAGUGUGCUACCAGGAUGUUGAAUACUGGAAAAGAAAAUUUGAGCAGCUUUUUUCGGAGAACAAGGGACUUAAGGAGUUGCUGGAGCACUCUCAACGCAAUGCGGUCAUGCAUGAUCCCCGAGUGGACUCAGCAGCCUGUUCUGCUGACUCACCUGACGACCUGCACAAACUUAAGCUUGACCUCAUUCUCAACCAAAUGCAGCAUUUGCAGCUGAUGAAGACUUUCAACCAGGUGAAGCACAGUGAACGUCUGUCCCGAGAACAGGCUCGUAAAUUGGAACUGGAAAAUGAGCAGCUCAAGGCACGACUUGAGGAAACGGAUGACAUUCUUGUGCAGGAGCAGCUGGAAACUAAGGUUCGGGCCUUGAAAGAGGAGAACCACGAGUUACAGUCCAGGCUGGGUCACGAUUCACAGAGGGAAGCAGCGCUGCGCUCCCUCGAGCACCAAGUGCAGCAGCUGCUGAGCGAGAACGAGAUGCUGAAGCGCUCUCUGCGGGAACCCUCCUCAGUCACGACAAGUCGCAUUUCUCAGCUUCGGGACACAGUGAACCGGCUGAUCAUUGAGAAUGAAGACUUGAAGACUGUGGUUGCCCGGCUCCGCUAUGGACGUCCCAUUCCUGUUGGCGACAAUGAUGCUUCACGCAAUUCAAAGGAAGGUGCAGACAAAGGGCCUAAAGACCCCCAGCCUACAAGCAAGGACCAGUUGUCCGAGUUGUUGGAUGUGCUGAAGAAACAGCAGGCAGACUCGAAGCAGUGGCGCAGGCUGUACGACGAGCUCAGGAGAAACCAGGACAGUGCCAGUAGCAGGACAGUGUGGCGUAAAUUGCUGGUACUGGGCCAGACACUGUUCGAUGACAUGCAGACAGGCCUUGACCGCACUCUGGAAUCCCUGGUCGACCUGGCCAAAAAGGGCUCAAGUGUAGCCAGCGAUGUCCGCCCCAUGGUGCAAGACUUGGGGGAAAAGGUGAGACGAGAGCUUAACCGACGCCGAGAAGAAUUGGACGGAUAUCUUCACGGAUCAGGGAAGCCUAUUGGUUCCAUCUCACAGACAAUGAGUUUGUUAGAGUCGUCAAUCAAGAAAGUGUUUGAUGCCGGACGGAAGUUCGUCUCCAAGGGGCAAGAAGCAACAGGAAAGCAUGCCGAAAAGUUAGUCACUAAGCUUACCAAGGUUGCCCAGAUGCUCAGCAGUGACUGGGAAGCUUCGUCUGAAGAGGCAGAGGAAGUUUUGGCUGAGCCCACAAGUAUGUCAAGGAGGGAGGAAGCCAAACACAGCUGGAGAAAUCACAAGGCUGCCAACACGGAUGAGGAAAACAACUGCCAGGGAGGUAACAGUUGUACCAAGAAAAAUGAGGCAAAGAGAAAGGUGCCAUCUGAAAAGCCAGCAGCCAGAAACAAGCAGCUGCUGGAUGUUGAAGAAGCUGAAGAGGAAGACUGGUUUAGCAUUCGAGCAAAAAAUAGGGAACGACAGCGCGGUGCAGCUUCAGUGGGGACUGACAAUUGGUAUCUGAAGCGACAAACACCGGGCUGGCGAAAAGGGAGCAGCAGGGAGGCCUUGCAUAAGGGCACCACUAACCGUUUUAAGAAAGAAAGCCUCUUUUGGGACCACGAAUCUCUUUUAAGCGACGAUGAAGGAUUUACCGAGUGACAUGCACGAAGCACCGGCAGUUACCAAGUCUUUAUUUUAUGCUGAUUUCAAUUACCAAAGCCAUGUGGUGGGAUCCUGCACCCUGAUGCAGUCUCAGAGUAGCUUUGAGGAAUUAAGGCCAAAGGAGCCCACUCCUCAUGCCGGGCUGUCAUGGUAACAUGAAAUUAUAAUAAAGCUAUCGAGCAUUUAAGCAUACCUAUUUCUACAAGCAUCUGAGAAGAGUUGCAGAUUGGCACUGCUUUACCUGGCUUUUCUGUAGUUGGGGUGGUCAGCCAGGUAGCAUUUGAGGGAAGCAGUCUCCCGAAAGCUGUCAGCAGGGGUGUGGUUGUGCAGGCUUUGCAUAUCAUUUCACUGGUUUCUGCUGACAUAGAGCUGAGGUGUAAAGCCACUUCUGCUGUAUGUUGGAGCAGUGGCAUUGCAUAAUUUUUGGUGGCAAAAGACUAAAAACAUUGUGUAAGAUGGGCUCAAAUUUAAGUUAUCGUCUGCACUUUUCCAAGGCCGAGAAUACAGUGUUGAAACUGGUACAAAAUAUUACUUUGUCCACAUUAGUUAUAAAUGAACGAUAUUGUAAUAUUGCUACUGCCGAGAUUACUUCAAUUUCAGAGCUUCGUGCCACGGAGCUAUGCUGGUUCUCUUGGUUGGGUCAAGCAGUAAUGGGUGCACAGUUUCAAAUUUCAUUGUAUCAGAAGUGGUUAUUUUUACAGCCUUAGUAGUCCACAUCUACUGUUACGUGGAGGCUUCUAUAGAUUAUCACUCGGCUACUUGGUAUGAGCUCGAAAUAGUAUGUGGAUCCAUGAACACACCCAAGCCAGCGAAAUGUUUGGCUCUGCCUUUGGUGUCGUUAGGGCAUGCACAUUGCUUUUUGAACAUUAUGAGCCCAGAUCGAAAAAGCUUAUCUCUCCUCUUUGGACAUGUUCAUUAACACAUGUUGUUGUGCCCAUCCCUUUGGCGCUACAUCUGCUGCUUGUGCCUACAGCAUGAGCUAUGUUGCUGAAAUAUCUGGGUGUCACCUAUUUCUGCCUUUUCAUCCAAAAUGGCAUGAAAUUUUGAAGCAUGGAUGCAUCAAGAACAUCGACAGCAUAAUUUUGUUGGAGGAGUUCAUCCUCAGUGCUAAUGCUGCCACUUAAUAUAGAACAGAACGAGAACACUGUUUAGUUUUUUCACAGGUUGCACGGCUAAACUGCGUGAAUGUUCUGUCUCCUUCUGCAGCAUCCACACCCUGUAGACUUGAUACUAGCAACAUUAAACACUUUAGCAUAAUGUUACAUUACUGUUAAAGUGUUCCGAUGAAAAGCAACAUUUUUGUUUUACGAACAUGGCAUCAUCAGUGACUGCUGUUGUAAAUGCUUGCAUUUAGACAAUUCCAGUUUGUCAGUGCGUGCAUACACUUGGAAUCUCCUUGGAAACAUGUACAAACUAAUGACCUGGUUGUCUUCAUGAGCCUGCGUUAUGCAUAGUGCUCUGAAAACGCAACUUUUCUGGCCUAUCUGUUAUCUCUAUGAUGUUGCAAUGUCUUUCAAACAAAAAGAGCACAUGUUUUAUUUUUUCAGAUGUAUAAUUGCAACUUGAGAGAUCUGGAAUAAGACUUCCAUUUUAGCUAUGUUUGUUACAAAGAAGUGAAUGGUUGCCUUGAUGCCAUUUCUAGCCACUGUGGUGUCUCAAGCAACAGCUGUGACAUAUAUUGUUUUGUGAUAUUUCUUCUGUAGUUCUGAAUUGUAUUCAGGCUUCCAGAUUUUAAAACUGACGUUUCAUGUUGUUGUGUUUUGUUAUAGUGGUCACCAAAUUGUCAAGGUUCCUCAAAGAAGGGCACUGCUGUUAUGUCUUCAGUUCUUCAUAUGUGUACCGUGUGGUGUUGUGCUUAGCCCACUUUCCAAGUUACGUGCAUACGUCAUUGUAUAUAUGUAAAUUAAGAGCCUUUGUUAUAGCUGUGUAGAAUAAAGCUGUCUUUCAAUGCUU